Cucurbita pepo subsp. pepo (vegetable marrow) is the source of this 989-nucleotide messenger RNA. Its product is annotated as E3 ubiquitin-protein ligase RMA1H1. Gene Ontology annotation, molecular function: ubiquitin protein ligase activity. Gene Ontology annotation, biological process: ubiquitin-dependent protein catabolic process. The record is from RefSeq and is a predicted model, not a curated record. Gene Ontology annotation, cellular component: endoplasmic reticulum. NCBI's taxonomy places the organism in Eukaryota, Viridiplantae, Streptophyta, Magnoliopsida, Cucurbitales, Cucurbitaceae.
GUCCCAUCCUCUUCCCUUUCCCUUCCUUUUUCUAUUUCCGUAGAAUUACAGAUACCUUUCCCUAUAUAAACACCCUUCAAAACUCACCAUCACUCUGUUCUUAAUUUUACGCCCAUUUAGCCCUUUUCAACUAAGCUUCUUACUCAUCCCGCGAUUCGCUUUCGACAUGGAGCAGCUGUACCUUGUUCCAGAUGCUGAUGAAGGAGUAUCCCAUGGCUUUGAAUGCAACAUAUGCCUAGACUCAGUUCAAGAUCCUGUUGUAACACUUUGUGGUCAUCUCUUCUGUUGGCCCUGCAUUUACAAAUGGAUCCAUUACAAGAGCUUGUCCUCACAGCAACAAUGCCAGCAAGAGGAAUGUCGAUGUCCCGUUUGCAAGGCCGAGGUCUCCCACGCCACGCUCGUCCCACUUUACGGCAAAUUUCAGACUACACCUCCCUCCAAAACUAAACCACCAUCAAAUCUUGGUCCAGCCAUCCCACGCCGGCCUCUUGGUCCUGCCUGUGGGGCAGAGCCACCAGCAUCUCCAAGCGCUCAGCUUCAUCAUCACAACUAUUCUCAGUCACACGACGAUUACAUCGCUUCAUCGAUGCUUAGCUCGAGCAGUAUUACAACGAACAUUAUCCAUCCAGUGAUCGGAAUGUUCGGUGACGCAGUUUACACAAGAACGUUUGGAAACACGACAACAAACCUUUAUACUUAUCCUAAUUCAUAUGGUCAUGUAAGCAAUAGUAGUGUAAGGCUGAGGAGGCACAUAAUGCAGGCUGAUGAGUCGCUGAGCAGAAUCUGUUUCUUCCUGUUUUGUUGCUUAGUGUUGUGUCUUUUAUUAUUCUAAGCCGCUUGCUUUAGAUCAUUUCUAGCCAUUGGAUGUAUAUAUAUAUAUAGAUAUAGAUAUAUAACAUGUCAAUACGAGCUUAGUGUAACCAUGAAUGGAUUCACAUUGCUUUGAUUUGGACAUUUCGUAAGCAAUCGGUAAGGUGCUGCAUUUGUGA